AUGCUGGAAAGUCUGAUUGAUGACCCAGUCGAGUCGAUCAGCAUGUCCUUGCCACAACUGAAAUGGGUCUCCUUGACGCUGCAAGUGUCAGUGACCUGGGCCUUCAUCUCCCAUGACGAUGAGGACCACAUGAUUGACCCGCGCUUUGACGACGAGUUUGAUCAACAAAUCCCCAAUGGCACUGGAUCAGAGGCGUGCAACGGUGCGAUUCGAACACGUCUAGUUAACUGUGCGCUCGAUCCAGCCCUAGGGCGAGCCAUCUUUCGUGCGAUCUCCGCGGAGGAGUUUGGGGAGGUUGGGUUUCCGGAGCCGUUGAGGCCGGUACUUAGGCACCUAAGCAGACCCUUGCAGGUUACGCAGAAUGUCCGCGACGACUACCGUGAUGAGCUGCGAGUGGAGCAGAAAGAAUCUAGUGACAAGUUACCAUCUGAGAUCCCUGAAUGGCUUCAAGUCAUCUGGCGUCGCAUUAUAUCCAAGAAACUGGCAGAUGAAUGGUGGAAUGACUGGCACAGCUUGCCUCUUGCUUCUGUGGAUGCUAGAUGUGCGAUGUACCGAGAAUGA
Messenger RNA from Penicillium lagena, 561 nucleotides. RefSeq lists its product as uncharacterized. The record is from RefSeq and is a predicted model, not a curated record. The transcript has 3 exons. NCBI's taxonomy places the organism in Eukaryota, Fungi, Ascomycota, Eurotiomycetes, Eurotiales, Aspergillaceae. Bases 1 to 561 code for a protein of 186 amino acids.